AUGGAACUACUAAAGGUUCUGGGACUGUCACAGGACCUGGAGCAACAGGAAAUGGAACUACUAAAGGUUCUGGGACAGUCACAGGAUCUGGAGCAACAGGAAAUGGGACUACUAAAGGUUCUGGGACAGUCACAGGAUCUGGAGAAACAGGAAAUGGAACUACUAAAGGUUCUGGGACUGUCACAGGAUCUGGAGAAACAGGAAAUGGAACUACUAAAGGUUCUGGGAGUGCCACAGGAUCUGGAGCAACAGAUACUGGAACUACUAAAGGUUCUGGGAGUGCCACAGGAUCUGGAGCAACAGGAACUGGAACUAUGCAUAUAUCACCAACAGUUGCAGGUGCAAGUGGAGAAAAUGUGUCCAUGCCAGGCUACGUCAUCGCCAUCAUUGUCCUGAUAGUUGUAAUAUUG
Molecule: messenger RNA, 410 nt
Organism: Pelobates fuscus (common spadefoot toad)
Lineage: Eukaryota; Metazoa; Chordata; Amphibia; Anura; Pelobatidae
Product: zinc finger protein 853-like
Exons: 2
Coding region: 1-396 (131 amino acids)
Source: RefSeq, a predicted model, not a curated record